CUGCCCCAAGGGAACCUCUGCAAACAAAAUCCCCACCCCUACCACGGCCGACGAUGUCCUCCGCCUCCGCCCCCGCCCCCGACUCCGAUCACUGCGACGCCGGAGCCAUCAUGGCCGACGUCCUCUCCAAGGGCCGCGAAUCCUGCUACAAGGCCCGGGACGCCUUCUACGCGUGCGUGGAGAAGCACGCGGACAAGAAGCCCACCGAGAUCGCCACCAUGGGGCUCCUCUUCCCCGCCGACUGCAAGAAAUCCCGCGCCCAGUACGUCAGCAGCUGCCGCCCCUCCUGGGUGAGGCACUUCGACCGGCAGCACUGCGCCAAGAAGCGGGUGCAGAGGCUGCUCGACGGCGACGACGACGGCCGGGGUCCCAUGUCGCUGCCCCAGCCCUACACGUUCAAGCAAUAAGUGGCGCUGACGAUGGGCCUGUCCUUUGUGCGAACCAAAUCUGGCCGAGAUGGUAUUGGUUUAUUGUUCUCUAGUCAGUACUGUCGAGAUGGAUGCUUAUCUGCUGCCUAGUAUGUUGAAGAAAUUGUGAACCUGUGACUUCGUAGCGAUCAUGACCGUUGUUGUAGUGCUCCUGUUAUCCUUUGAUGAGAAUUAUGUUGCGGUACUGUCUGUAGACAUUAGAUCACCUCCUGUUUUUUAAUGCUCUGUUUCAAUGGAUGAAAGUUGGGAUGUGGAAUAA
Aegilops tauschii subsp. strangulata is the source of this 687-nucleotide messenger RNA. RefSeq lists its product as uncharacterized. Gene Ontology annotation, cellular component: mitochondrion. The record is from RefSeq and is a predicted model, not a curated record. NCBI's taxonomy places the organism in Eukaryota, Viridiplantae, Streptophyta, Magnoliopsida, Poales, Poaceae.